UCGUGUUUAUUAAAGGAGUCAGUUAUUUUCUCUUUGUCUUUAUGAAACGGUGGACACCCGAGAUUUUAAUUGUUUUCACUUCAUUCGUACUCAGAUCCUUUCGCCCAGACAAGCAAUUGCAUAUCAUUGACAUUGUAAAGGAAUUCAUUUGGAAACAGCAGCACAUUGAACCUUUAUGAAGUCCUAAAUUAGUUGUGAAAUCAAGCAUGUAGCCUGUGUUUGCGACAAGGUGAUUAUUGAUGUAUGAGAGAAAGAAGAAACAACAUACGAUGUAAAACUACAAUUCUGCCCACAUACGUAUGUUCAUAUUCCUAACCAGUAAACUGUGAUCAGGGGUGAGAAAAUAAUCUAGGGUCUGCAUAAGUGACUGGCGGGAGCCGCACGAAAAAGGAGGCUGCAUUUGUUUGUUGACUGAAUGUGAGAACAGCAAAAUUGGAGCUGGAUACAGAAAUUGACUUUGGACUAGUCAUGUCACAAAACAACUGGCCUUUCGUUAUCAAUGUAGGGAACAGUAUCAUUGGAGUUACCAUUCUGGCUAUGCCAUUUUGCUUUCAAGCUUGUGGUAUAGUUCUUGGAACUCUGUUGCUGUUGUUUGCGACUUGGCUGACCAUUGUAUCAUGUGAACUGUUGAUGAAGGCUGGGGUCACUGCUAGAAGGAGGUCUUACUCCCUACUAGCAUUCUUUACCCAUGGAGCCCUUGGGAAGAUGAUAGUUGAAGUAGGGAUGAUCGGUCUACAGCUGGGUACAUUGAUAGCACAGGUUGUCAUUAUUGGAGAUCUAGGUCCUGCCAUUUUGUCAAAAGCUACAGGACUUCAAAAUAGUGAAAACCUGAGGACAGGUCUCAUUGUUGUUCUAUGCUUGUUUGUUGGUCUACCGCUGGGCCUCCUGAAGGAUGUAAGAACUCUCAGCAAGACAAGCUCUCUCUGUAUAGCAUUCUAUGCUUUCUUCACUUUUUAUAUUGUUGCUUUGUCCUUGCCCAAUUUGAUAGCUGGUGACUGGUACAACAGAGUGAAUUUCUGGAGAAUGGAGGGAUUUUUCCAGUGUUUGCCUAUUUUCUCAUUUGCAUUCGGAUGUCAGACUCAGUUGUUCAUAGUUUAUGAUGCUCUAGCAGAUCCGUCACUGAAGAGAAUAAAUGGUAUAGUCAGUUCUGCUGUAAACAUGUGCACAGUCAGCUAUCUGCUGGUUGGAUUUUUUGGCUACAUAGCUUUCUGCAAUGCGGGUGAUCUCUCAGGGGAUAUCAUCAAUCAUUUCCGGCAGAAUACUGUCUGUGAUGCUAUUAAACUACUGUUUGUGUUUUCUAUAUCUGUCACGAUACCACUGAUUGUGUUCCCGUGCAGAGCAUCUCUGUAUACACUCUGUUUUCCACAUGUUCAUAAAACAAGAGAAGAUGUACCAGGUGGAGGAAAAAUUCCAGAGACACAUUUCAAAGUUAUAACAAUAAUUAUAAUUGUUGGUUCUAUGAUCAUUGGAAUCCUUAUACCAAACAUUGAGUUUGUGCUGGGUAUAAAUGGAGCUACAAUGGGGACACUGAUAUGUUACAUCUUCCCAGCUCUCUUCUUUCUCAGUGUGAUGUCUGAUAAAGCCGAAGGUCUAUUUACUGGCAAGGUUGUUCUCGUAUUUGGGUUUACAAUAAUGAUAGCUAGUACAUAUACAAUAUUGACCACAGAAUCAACUGAAGUAAAGGUAGAUCCUUUAGAUACAGGUGAAUCAAACCCUGUACUAGAUAUCACCAAACUGGAAAACUCAAGAAAAUUUAUCGACAGUAUGAAAGGAGACAUGGCUGUUGCUGGUAAUGGAAGUAAAGCUCAAGAUAAACAAGUUGGUAUACAAGAGAGACAGGAACCGCCAAUACCCCAGGAACCACAGGAACCCAAAGAGGCUAUUGAUCAGUUGAAGAAGGAUGCAGAUAAUGUUUUAAAGAAGUCAGAUAAUGACAUUAAGGACCAAAGCAACAUUGAUAAGCAUAAACAGUCUAUAGACCCUCAGAAUGAAAAACAACCGAAGGAUAUUGUUAAAACUGGUGAUAAGGUCAUAGAUAAAGAUGUACCAAAGGAAGAUAAAAAUGAGCCUGAUAAAAUAAAACAAGAAGAAAAACUGAAAGAAACAGAGAAAAAACAAGAUGAGAUUCUAGCCAAGUUAGAGCAACAGCAAGAGCAGCAAGAGAAGCUGAUUCAGGAACAGAAAGAGAUACUAGAACAGUUAAAGGAGCAUAAAGACAGUCAUAAGGAUGAUGAAGUUGCACCAAAUCUUGCUAACAAACAGUUGCCACUGAAUCUGGAUCAGAAUCAGCCUGUUCAGAAUAACCAAGGUUUACAGCAGCCUGGAAAUAGUGCCCAAAUUGAGAAGAAACCACAAGUAGAUGUUCAGAUUCCUCAGCAUAAUCAGCAAGCUGGUGUUCAAAUUCCACAGCAUAAUCAACAAGCACGUGUUCAAAUUCCACAGCAAAAUCAGCAAGCUGGCGUUCUAAUUCCACAGCAAAAUCAGCAAGCUGGUGUUCAAAUUCCACAGCAAAAUCAGCAAGCUGGUGUUCUAAUUCCACAGCAAAAUCAGCAAGCUGGGGUUCAUAAUCUUCAGCAAAAUCAGCAAGCUGUGUUUCAGAAUCUUCAGCAAAAUCAACAAGCUGGGUUUCAGAAUCUUCAGCAAAAUCAGCAAGCUGGGAUUCAGGUUCCUCAGCAAAAUCAACAACCUGGUGUCCCAGUUCCUCAGCAAAACUUUGGUCAGGAUCAGCAAGGCAAUGCACAGGUGCAUCAGAAACAAGGUCAGCCAAACUUUGACCAAGGUCAGCAGAUGCAGUUUCAGAAGCAGCAGCUGCCUCAGGAUCAAAUGCUUGUACAGCAAGGUGUUAUGCAACAAAUGCAGCAAGGAGAGACAAAUGUUGGUGCACCACACCAUGACCUGGGGGAGAAUGUUAAUAAAUAUUUAAGAAAUCAGAAAGAACAAUUAAUUGUCAAUCAGCAGCCUCAAGAAGGCCUAGGUAACAAUCAGAUAAACAAUAAAGUAGUUGUAAACGAUGCUGGUGAUAACAUUGGAUUUAAACAUAGAGGUAAGAGAGAUACCGAUGUUAUUGAAAGCAAUAGAGAAAAUGUUCCAGAAACUGGAAUACUGUCAGAUAAUGAUGUUAAUAAUGCUAACCAAGGAGAGAAAAAUGAUGUUAAUGCUGAUACACAGGUAGAUUCUUUUGAUAAGAAAAAUAUAGUUGCUGAUACAGUGGUAGAACCAUUAGAUAAGAAAAGUGUUGUUAAAGAGGAAAAAGAUGGAACUAAAAUAGAUGGGGAGAAUGACGUUAUCAAUAAAGAGAGCCAUGGACAAAGAGAUUUAAAGCAAGUACCUGCAGAUGCAGAAAAUGCUCAAUAUGGUGGUGAUAGUUACAUAAACGAGGUGUUGAAUCAUUUGAAAAACAAAAUUGAUUAUAAUGUUAGUAGUAUUGGUAAAGCUGUCAUUAAUAAGAUUGGAAUGUUUAAGAGAAGCAAAAGAAGAUUGUAGUAUAUAUUGUUUUAGACAAGAAAACACCUGAUUUUAUAUUUGUUCUGCUUUAAAAGUGUCUCUAAGAAUUAUUUCUACGCAAGUGUAAACAUAGCCUGAUAUGUUAUUAUUGUGAUAUGUAGACAUAGCUUUUUGUGUCAGUUGUGGACCAUCAGUCAAUAACUAUAUUUUGACAAAUUUCCGGUAUUUCUCAAGAUCUCUUAUAAUUUUUCAUAUCCCAGUGUCAGAGACCUUGGAGGUAUUUAAGGAUUGAACUGUCUGUCCAUCUGUCUGUCCAUCACACUUUAUUAUGUACAUAACAUCUUACAGUUUCCAUCUAGCUGAAAUGAAACUUUGUAUAUCUCGUCAACAUGCCGAUUGAAGUGGACAUGUACAUAUUAUUUGUUCAUUUGUCCGUCUAUUCUGCAAUUGUGUCCAGAGUAUUUCUCAGCAACCACUGGUUGGAAUUUAGCAAAACUUCACAGGAAGCUUCAGUUUCAAGAGAUCACAUAUUGCCUUCCUGUUCCAGUCAGAUGAUUUUUCACUGAUUUACUGCCAUUUGAUGAUUGAACAUUAGUAUACUAAUGUACAAUUUCUUGUCUGGAGUAUUCCUCAGCAACCACUAGAUGGAAUUCACUAAAACUUCAUAGGAAACUUCACUCUUAAGCGGAGGCGCAAAUAUUACCUUUGUGUUCAGGUUGGAUGUUUUUCACUGAGUUAUUGUCCUUUGUUUACUUAACAUGUUGUACUGUAGAACCAUUUCUUGUCCAAAGCAGCCACUAGCUUGAAUUCGUAAAAAAAUUCAUGGGAAGCUUCACUCUUGAGAGGAGAUUCGCAAUCUGGUUGGAUGAUUUUUAUUGCUCUUCUAGUAUUCAACAUAGUAUACUAAAGCAUCAUUUCUUGGCCGGAAUAUUCCUCAGUAACUACAAGCUGGAAGUCACCAAAACUCCACAGAGGAGACAUGCAUAAUUAUUAUCUUCUUGUUCCAGUUGCAUGAUUUUUCACUGAGUAAAAAAUUGCCUUUUAAUUAUUCAGCAUUAGUACACCAUAGUACCAUUUUUGUUCGGAAUAUUCCUCAGCAACCUCUGGAUGAAAUUCAUCAAAACUUCAUAGGAAGCUUCACUCCUAAAUAGAGAUGAAUAUAUUGUCUUCCUGUUUCGGUCGAAUGAUUGUUUUACUGAGUUAUUACCCUUCGAUUAGUAAACAUUGAAUAAUCAAAGGGCAAUUACUCCACGAAAAAUCAUGUAACUGAAACAGGAAGAUAAUAAUUAUGUGCAUCUCCUCUAUGAAGUUUUGAUGAAUUUCAGCCAGGGAAUCGAGCGUUUUACUUCAAGAUAACAGAAAUUCAACAUAAAAUGUUAUUUUGUGCACAUUUUUCCGGGACGGGACUUGAAAAUGUCUUUGAGAUGGCCGGAAGUUUGUGAUAAUUUGUCCGAGACAUCGAGUUUCAACUGAAUUACACUUGUGUCAGAACAUUGUGUAUUUAAGUCCUCCUACAAUGUCCAUCAGAUUGAAAUGAAAUUUGGUAUAAAUCAUCAAAAUGAUGUGGACAUGUUGAUAUUUUUGCGUUUUUUCUUCUUAACCUUUUUAGAGUAAUUACCCUUAUAUAAUGUUGCGCUUUGAAAUAAAAAUAUUGUGAACUCAACUCUCCAUUAGUUUCCAUCCAGCUGAAAUGAAACUUGGUUUACUUCAUCAGCAUGUAAUUGACAUGCACACAUUUUCAGGACUUCCAUGUACAGAUAUUUUUAUAGGAGGUAUGAUCCUGUUGCCGACUUUAUCUUUUAUUCUGUCAAGCAUUUUCAUGGGGCAUGUGUCAUACAAAGUUGACACCAUUCUUGUUUAUAUCUCUAUUUAUCUCUAGUUAAAAUGGAAAUUUAACCAUAUUUUCCUUUUUUAGCUCGACUAUUCGAAGAAUAGGGAAGCUAUCCUACUCGCACCGGCGUCGGCGUUAGCGUGAGCGUCACACAAAUGUUAAAGUUUGCGUACCACCCCAAAUAUUUUCAAAGUCCAUUGAGAUAUUGCUUUUAUAUUUUGCAUACUUUUUUAUCAUAAUGACCCCAUUCUAUAAACAGGAGCAGACAACUCUAUCAAGCAUUUUGACUGAAUUAUGGCCCCUUUUUGACUUAGAAUAUGCUUAUUGUAAUGUUAAAGUUUGCGUACCACCCCAAAUAUUUUCAAAGUCCAUUGAGAUAUUGCUUUCAUAUUUUGCAUACUUGUUUACCAUCAUGACCCCAGUCUGUAAAAAGGAGGAGGCAACUCUAUCAAGCAUUUGACUGAAUUAUG
This is a messenger RNA of Mercenaria mercenaria, 5745 nucleotides long. RefSeq names its product putative sodium-coupled neutral amino acid transporter 10. The transcript is spliced from 15 exons. NCBI's taxonomy places the organism in Eukaryota, Metazoa, Mollusca, Bivalvia, Venerida, Veneridae. The coding region runs from base 469 to 3483 and encodes 1004 amino acids. The record is from RefSeq and is a predicted model, not a curated record. Gene Ontology annotation, biological process: amino acid transmembrane transport. Gene Ontology annotation, molecular function: amino acid transmembrane transporter activity.